Molecule: messenger RNA, 1017 nt
Organism: Neltuma alba
Lineage: Eukaryota; Viridiplantae; Streptophyta; Magnoliopsida; Fabales; Fabaceae
Product: hyoscyamine 6-dioxygenase-like
Exons: 4
Coding region: 1-1017 (338 amino acids)
Source: RefSeq, a predicted model, not a curated record
AUGGAGAAACUUGUUUCAAAUUGGUACAAUGUGCGGCCUGUGCCGGAGGAUUACAUAUUUCCACCAGAAAAAAGACCAGGAAACGUUCAUGUCCCACUUGGUGAAGGCAUCCCGGUGAUUGAUCUCAGCGAAACAGAGAAAGGUGGCCGACCUCUUACCAUUCAGAAGAUCCUCACGGCUGCUCAAGAUUCUGGAUUCUUCCAGGUGAUUAAUCAUGGGGUUUCGGAGAAUCUAAUGAAUGAAACAACAAGUGUGCUGAGGGAGUUUUUCCAGAUGCCAAAUGAGGCCAAGCAACAUGUAUACACAGAAGACAUGAGCAAGAAUUGCAUUUUUUCUACCAGCGGUCUGUGUUAUGCCAAAGAGAAGGUUCAUCUCUGGCGUGACUUCUUGAAACACCCCUGUCAUCCUCUAGAAAAGUGGCAGCAUUUUUGGCCCCAAAGCCCAACCAGAUACCGAGAGAUUGUUGGGGCUUGCUCAGUGGAAGUUAAGAAACUGUCUUCAAGGAUCCUGGGGUUGAUCAGUGAAGGUCUUGGCUUGAAAUGUGGAUAUUUUGACGAUGAACUAAGUGGACGUAUGCCACUGUGGUCCUUUCUCUAUCCACCAUGUCCAGAGCCAAGUUUGACUCUAGGAGCAUUCGAGCAUGUUGACGCUAAUCUCAUCACCAUUGUGCUUCCAGACGAAGUAUACGGCCUUCAAGUCCUCAAAGAUGACAAGUGGAUUGGCGUUGAGCCUAUUCCUCAUGCAUUUGUGGUCAACAUAGGCGCCCUCCUACAGGUGAUAAGUAAUAAUAAGCUAACGAGUGCGAAGCACAGAGUGAUCACAAAUGAAAGUAGAUUUCGAACAUCGGCUGUUUUUUUUGUGACUGCUUUGGAGGACUGUGUCAUAGAACCAGCACAAGGUAUUGUUGAUGAAGUCCAUCCUGCCAUUUAUAAACCCUUCACCACUAAGGAUUUCGUUGCCAAAUUCCUUGAAUGUGGUGCGGACACAGAGGCAACUUUUAGUCAUUUCAGGGCAUAA